UCACAUAUCAGCUCGUUGGACAAACAACUCCCACAGUGGCUGACAUAAAAGGAGAGAGGGGAACGAGAGAGAUCCUCACAUUCUUACAUCCAGAGCACCAACGGUGUGAUUUUUCUUGCCAAGAACUGGUUUCCACAUUUCCUCUCACAAUGACCUCUUCUUACAGCUUCAGGCAGUCUUCUUCUGUCUCAGGGGGAGGGUUUGGUGGUGCUUCUUUCAGGGCCCCAAGCAUCCAUGGUGGCUCUGGUGGCCGGGGCAUCUCUGUCUCUUCUGCAAGGCUGGUCUCCUCUGGGGCUGGAGGAGGCCUUGGUGGUGGAUAUGGGAUGAGUGGCUAUGGAGGAGGCUAUGGAGGAGGCUAUGGAGGAGGCUUUGGCGGAGGCUAUGGUGGAGGCUUUGGUAGUGGUGCUGGAGGUGGGUUUGGAGGCGGCAUGGCUGUCAGCGAUGGUCUCCUUAGUGGAAACGAGAAAUCAACCAUGCAGAAUCUGAAUGACCGCCUGGCAAGCUACCUAGAUAAGGUCCAUGCCCUGGAGGAAGCCAACACAGAUCUGGAGGUUAAAAUCCGGGAGUGGUACCAGAAGCAGGGACCAAGCGCAACCCGUGACUAUAGUCCAUAUUACAAGACCAUUGAAGAUCUCCGAGAAAAGAUCCUUGAUGCAACAACUGAAAACUCUAAAAUUGUCCUGCAGAUUGACAAUGCCAGGUUGGCUGCUGAUGACUUCAAAACCAAGUUUGAGACAGAGCAAGCUCUGCGCAUGAAUGUUGAGGGUGACAUCAAUGGACUGCGCAGAGUCCUGGAUGAGCUGACUUUGGCUAGGACUGAUCUGGAGAUGCAGAUUGAAUCUCUGAAGGAGGAACUUGCCUAUCUCAAGAAGAACCAUGAGGAGGAGAUGGCUUCACUUUCAGGGCAAACUGGAGGCCAAGUGAGUGUGGAAGUUGACUCUGCCCCAGGCAUUGAUCUCAGCAAGAUCCUGGCUGAUAUGAGAGACCAGUAUGAAUUGAUGGCUGACAAGAACAGGAGGGAAGCAGAGGCUUGGUUCAACAGCAAGACCGAAGAACUGAGUCACGAAGUUGCCGUCAACACCGAACAGCUUCAGUCCAGCAAGACGGAGAUCACAGACUUGAGACGCACCUUCCAAGGCUUGGAGAUUGAGCUCCAGUCUCAGCUUAGCAUGAAAACCGCACUGGAAAACACUUUGGCAGACACGGAAUGUCGCUACAGUGCCCAGCUGGCCCAGAUCCAGGGUCUGAUCGGCAACAUCGAAUCUCAGCUGGUUGAACUCCGAUCCGACAUGGAGCGUCAAAACAGCGACUAUAAGAUCCUUAUGGACAUCAAGAGCCGGCUGGAACAGGAGAUCGAGACUUACCGCCAUCUUUUGGAUGGCCAAGAUCUCCAGUAA
Molecule: messenger RNA, 1397 nt
Organism: Euleptes europaea (tarantolino)
Lineage: Eukaryota; Metazoa; Chordata; Lepidosauria; Squamata; Sphaerodactylidae
Product: keratin, type I cytoskeletal 19-like
Exons: 6
Coding region: 150-1397 (415 amino acids)
Molecular function (GO): structural molecule activity
Source: RefSeq, a predicted model, not a curated record